AUGAGGAUGCUAUCCGCGUACCGUGACCCGAUGCAACAUCCACUGGUUCGCAGUGACCCGCCGUCGAGGAAUCGGCAGCCGGCACCGUUCGUGGCGGUGACGGCCCGCGUGCUGACGCUGAACUUUGACCCCGCCCAUGGCCUGCAUGACUACUACCCGCUCGUAUUCGAAGUGGGCAACGUCAGCCUGCUGACCAUGACCAUACACGCGUCCCUGGUCACCAUCUGCAUACCCAGCGGCGAGAGCAUGAGGAACGCGUCCAUGGGUCACUUAGUCGGCCAUCUCUGCAUCUGCGAUGGCCAGAGCUCGUGCUGCUACUCGACCACCAUCGACAAGGCGGUGCAGCAGGAGCUGAACGCGCUGCUCACGUCGACCGCCUCCCACCUGCGCAAGAUCCUCGAGGAACACAAGCGUCCCACGCCGACAGGGGGAAAAAGUAAAAUUAAAGACACGGACAUCGGAAAUGACCCUGGAUCAGAAAGGGCACGCCUGCGCGUGGGCCGGUUCAGCACCUUAGAUCGACCGGAGGCCGUCCGCUUCCCGGACGAGGAGGCCAAGAAGCUGAGCACCAUCUUGGUCGUGCUGUGGGAGCAGUACGUCGAGGCGGUCGCGGGCCGCCAGGACCUGCGGUUCGUGCUCUACGAGCCGCUGCAGAGGGCUCGCGUCGCCAGGCUCGCCGAGGCGUACCUGGUCCUCGACAAGGACUUGGGCUCCGUGUACUACGACGCCGUGGUCGGCGAAGACAUGUACCGGCGGAUGGUCCGCAAGAUCCGCAGCUCAAACUACUUCAAGUCGUUUCCCGUGCUGGAAAUCGAAUGCUGGCCGCUGGACGGCAACCACAAGAACACGCCCAUCAUCUUUGAAGAGCGCUACCGGCCGUUCUCCGCGACAACGAUAAACGUCGAAGGCAAGUUUCAUCAUCAGCCUGGCUACGCCCACUGCAGGGCAAAGGCCUCUCCCAUACUCCUCCAACUACCCCAGUCACGUGCUAAUUGCUACCAUGUUGUCCCUGCAAACUUCUUAAUCUCAUCCGCCCACCUAACUUUCUGCCGCCCCCUGCUACGCUUCCCUUCUCUUGGAAUCCAGUCCCUAACCCUUAAUGACCAUCGGUUAUCUUCCCUCGACAAGGGUUACGAAAAGGGUUCUGCUUAAAUUGAGGACGACGCAACGAGCUAUGGAAAGAAGAAUGGUCGGUGUAACGUUAAGGGAUAAGAAGAGAGCAGAUUGGGUGAGGGAACAAACGCGAGCUAACGACAGUCUUAGUUGAAAUCAAGGAAAAGAAAUGGGCAUGGGCAGGGCAUGUAAUCAAGGCAAGGUUAUUGCCCCGUAAAUGUCAUACGUACUUACCCACGUCCAGGGUGCGUGAGGGCCCGUCUUUGCAAUGCUUCUAUACGGCCGUCUCGUGAUGGUACAAGUUACGCCGCGCAGGUGGGACACGCAGGAACACCAACACGUGACCGUGUAGUGCACACCAAGACUGUGCACUAAAGCAACUGCCCGAAUUCACGAAGCUUCUCGUUCUUAAGCGCGCUUUGCCAUUUGGCCGGCCGCUUUCGCCGGUAUUUCCAUGCGACACGAUCGACUGAAAUUUUCUCUCGCAAAAAUUUCUAGCGUAUAAGAGGUUUCCUUUCUUUGUGUGAAUACAGUGGCGCUAUAACGUAAAGCUAUUCCAAAUGUUUAUAUCCCAUUUCUGCAAUCCUUCCUCCAAGAUGCGUCAAAAAAAAAAAAAAUCCGGCCACACCCUCCUUUAUUCGUAUAUCACGCGACGUCACGAAAAGCGCGAAACUGCCCCUAUCAGCUAUAAUGAGUAUACAUACUCAUGAUGCAUACUUAGACUGAACAAAAGAAAAAUAAUUCCGAUUCUACGCCUUUUUCUUUUUCGCCAUUAGCUCUCCGCUAUUGGUCGAAUGUUGUCGGGCUGCGCCCACUUCGCCUGUCGGUCACGCGACGCCGCUAAACCGCAAAAACUCACCACGCCAAAAUUGACGUGUACACAUUAAAGAUGUAUUAAUACGCACAACAAAACUGAGCUUCUUUUAGGAAUAGCCGAAGGCUGCCCCAUUCCAAAAGGAAUUGUUCCCGCCGAUCACUCCGGCACUGGCUACUCGGAGAUGCCGGGUAGAAUGGAUUUAUUUGUGUAUAAUAAAUAUUUUGCAUGACAGUAUAACGUGGUAGAGCCCUUUCAGCAGGUGUACGACAUCGCUAGAUCUGCUAACUCACCUUCGCUGAGGACCCGUUUUAGGAGGCAUAUUGAUCCUUCCGUUGCACUCCGCCGCAAUUCUCGAUAACUUUCGGUUUUCGAAAUUUCUUCCCCUAUUAGACUGUGCUUGCUGCGGCCAUGAUUCGAACCCACGGCAAUCGCGAUCAGCAGUGAACUGCACAGCCGCUGAGAGGCCGAACAAUUUGCUUAAAGUUGAAACGUUUGAAUGCGCCAGAGUAUACUGUGGCAACUACCAAAUACGCGCCAGGAAUCUCUCCCCGCUCAUAAUCUAUUUCUGCUAAUCUUAUUUGCCCAGACCACACGGAUAGGUCAAUGCAUCCACAAAGAUUGCACGAAAGUUAGAGAAGUAAGUAACUGCUCUGAACCAUUUUUUUUUCUGCACGAUCGAACUAAGAUCGCUCACUUAACUAACCAACGUCCAUUAGCGGAAGCGAACUUUAUACACAACGUUUCCAGUUCUAACGUCCCAGCUGCAUCUGACCUACAUUUCGUUCCCGACGUUUUCUUUUUUUUUUACCAGCGCAACGGUCUUUCGAACUUCCGCUUUAAUUUGCUUUCUGCUCGGCAACAGAAGUUAUCACACAACUGGAAGGGAUUGUGAUAAGAUUUUAUGUUCGUAGGUUCAAGUUAAUGCACAAGACAUUUGUGCGACGAAGGGGUCCUAGUAUCCCGGAUCCUCUUAAUCUUAUUUUUUCUCUUUCUUUUACUGCAGAUACGGAAACUAUUCACUCAUGCAAAUAUAGAUUAAUUCUGCAGAGGCGGCCGACUCAUUUACUAGAGUGCCAAAUGGAAUUAAAACGUACAGCUCAGCAACUACGAAGGAGGCGUGCGCAUGUGUGUGUGUGCGAGGAUUCCCUUGUUUGACCACUGUUGCUUGUGGCGCCUUCGUUCUGUCUUGCUUUGCAAGUCAGUCUGCCAGUCUGUCCGUCCGUCAUUUCCAGUUUAGUGAACAGCGCAGAGACUGAGAGAGCAACUUUAACGGCAGAGAGGUGGAGAGGUCGGUCUGACUGAAGCGCCUCUGUCCUGCAAUCCCGCGCUGGGGUUUGGGGGAGCAACAGAGACAGGAUGAGGAGAUGAAUGAGGGUGGAUAACAAAGUUGGUGAUGGGAGCUGCACACUAUAUACUAAUUCUGUGCAACGCGUACGUGCGCGCUUCACCGCAUAACAUGCGAACGACGAGAGAAGCGGUAUACGACCGAAGACGCGCUGGCUAUAUAGGAUGGCUUUUAUUGAAUUUUUACGUUUUGACAUGCGUGGUCUACAACUCUCCGAGUACUUUCCUUUUCUUUGCGCGUCAUUUACCUGCCCGUCAAGCAACACAUAGAUAUUGCUGUGCUUUCGUGUUGUCUGAUCUUUAACGCUAUGGCAGCGGCG
This is a messenger RNA of Dermacentor andersoni, 3594 nucleotides long. RefSeq names its product protein FAM135B-like. The record is from RefSeq and is a predicted model, not a curated record. NCBI's taxonomy places the organism in Eukaryota, Metazoa, Arthropoda, Arachnida, Ixodida, Ixodidae.